CGUGUGAUUUCUUUAAUAUGAUAUCCUGCUAUGGACAGCACUACUAGUAGUACUACUAAUAUUCAUCUUGUGGUUCUUGUUGUAGUAGACUACUACUACACUACUACUACUACUACUAGUACUAGACUAUUGCCUGGUAGCGUGCCCGGCGUGGUAAAAUAGUCAAUGAUGAUCGUCCCAAUACUGGUCCGGUAGGUCUUCAGGUUUUUGGGAACGAUCCAAUUCUACUGCUGCACUGUAAGGUGUCGUGUGAAAAAAAUGGCCCGAUCCCACUUGUUCAUGCCAAGAAUUCAUCCGGGAAUUAGAUUUUACAUGGAAGUUGUUACGUAAUUUUGAUCAACACUCGCCUAAAACUAUUACGUUGGCAACCGUUCACGUCUCACCAACAAAAUAUCGAAUUUAACGCUCAUGCCCCCAACAAAACAUCAUGCAAUUCGUUGAAGUAGGUUUUUUGUUUCGGACGAAAGCAGUGCAUCAUCAUUUUUUUAGAAUUGUUUUUGGCAGAACGAAUUGGUUGAAGAUUGUCAUUUUGAGUUCACAUACAACAACGAAGGAGACAACUUGGUACUACAUCUUGACAAAGCGAAAGAGUCGACUUAAGAUGGUAUCUCCAAUAUCUUACGGAUCAUGCGCCUCUCAGUCUACAGUCAUGAUGAUCGACUCUCAUCUCGCCGUGGAUCAAUUGAAAACAAUUCUGCAGAUAGAAACCAAAUAUAGAAUCCCUAAUGCUUCCUGUCAGGAAGCCUCGAAUGAACACAGAAUUUAUCCCUAUAGUGAAUGGAGGAGGAGAAUCUGCCAAUGGUCGUUCAAAGUAAUCGAUCACUUUAAAAUCGACAGAGAGGUUGUAAGCAGAGCAAUGAGUACACUAGAUCGCUACUCGUACAUUAAGACCAGCUAUUCGAGAAAUUGUUCCUUUAAUGAUACUUCGAAGGAAAUAAUUGAUUCUCGAACAUUUCAGCUCGUUGCAAUGACUUCACUGUAUCUCGCAAUAAAAUUAUCCGACAACGACGAAGGCCAAUAUGCGUCGUGUAGAAAGCUCACACUAAAUUCAUUUGUAGAACUUUCUCGUGGUCAGUUUUGCUCAGAGGAAAUAUCUCAAAUGGAAUGGUAAGUAGACCCGUAUGGUUCGCUACCCGACUUGUAGCUUUUGGAAAAACUGCGAGACUUUUGAGACGUUGUUCUGUACAUCUCGAUUCAACUCUUGUUAUCUUACUUUCUGCUGUUCCUUUUGCGUCCAUUGUACUGAAGUUCGAUCCUUGAUGAACUUCAAUGGGAGGUCUUCCCACCUACCCCAAUGACUUCGAUGGCGUAUUUGAUGCGUAUGAUGCCUUCUCACGAGUCACUGCAAUACACAGGUUGCAAAAGCUAUAACUUAGUCCUUCAUGUGCUUCACGAGCUGGCCCGCUACAUAACCGAGCUCUCCGUUUGUCACAGUAACAUAUGCACUGGUUACACAUCUUCUCAGGUUGCAUAUGCCUCUAUUCUCCUUUCGAUGGAACUUUUGACACCUGUUGCGCUACCUCUCCAUAUUAGAGAUCAAUUUAACACGGCCGUCGCUUUGGUUUCCCAUCGUUCCGGAGGAACAAUUCUAUCGUCACAAGAUGACAAGAUUCUAUAUCUACAAGAACUUCUACGCAACUCUUUCUGGCCUGAGAUUUUAGUUGAAGAUUGUGAAUACGGCGAAAUUGGACAUCCAAUAUCGAUGGCCAAAGACUUCGGAUUUAUAGAUAUUCCUCACAUCGUUUCCCCCCACCACACAAUACCGACAAUAUCGUCAAAUAAUGGUACGGCGAUGCAUUGCCAAAGUUUGUCAGCAUCUCUCGACAAGGAACCGGACCUACGAAGCUCCCCAAUUUGUGUCAACCGACACUUUUAGUUUCAUAGAUUGAAAGAUUACAAAAAAUAUAAUAGAUUACAUCAUAGAAA
Molecule: messenger RNA, 1926 nt
Organism: Pseudo-nitzschia multistriata
Lineage: Eukaryota; Bacillariophyta; Bacillariophyceae; Bacillariales; Bacillariaceae
Source: the annotation of a GenBank genome assembly